AUGGCUAAGGAGAAAAGUUACAACCCGGUGGCCGCCCAGCGCAAAGCGGACAAGGCAAAGGCAAUAAAAAAAGGCAAAUCAGAAGCUCAAGAGCGACGGAACGAACGACUUGCGCGCAAGAACCCGGACCAAAUACAAAGGCAGAUUGAUGACCUGAAAAAAAUAACAGAGGGAGGCGGCAAGCUCAGCCGCCACGAAGAACAGGUGCUGGAAGGUCUGGAAAAGGAGAUCAAGUCGGUGAAAAAGGCCAGAGAUGCGCUGGGAGAUAAGGCGCCCGUAUUUGGACGUGCAUGGAACCGGGAUGGUGAAGCCAAGCGCGGCGUGCUGGGCAAGCGCAGGCGCGGCUCCUCAGGCGCAUCCAGCAGUGACGAGGACGUGCCAGACGCUGUGAAGAGCAUACCCAUGCCUCGCGAUACGCCACCACCAAUACCGAAAGAGAUACUGGACGCGUGGUAUGCUAAGCGACGCGCGCAGCGAAACGCCGAGCAGGCGGCGCGGUCUGGAGGCGUGGACAAGAGAGACGACAAGGGUGACGCCAAGAAGGACAAGCCAGCGGUCGAGUCUCGCACGGUAUAUGAGGCGGCGCCCGUCACGCGCAAUCUGCAAAAGGAAGCGGUGUCUGCAUUUAUGCCGUCGGCGGUGCGGUCCAAGCUCACCAAGUUAGCUGGCCAAGGCGGCUUGAUGGAGCCAGAAGAAGCCGACGCCCUGGAGAAGCAAGGGUACAUUCCGAAACCAUCGAAACAGCGGGAAACACAAAAAGCAGAAGACGCAUCAGCGUCGCGGCGAGUCACCAUAGAGGAUGUAGAGGAUGAAGAAUGA
Messenger RNA from Beauveria bassiana ARSEF 2860, 819 nucleotides. Its product is annotated as WW domain binding protein 11. The transcript is spliced from 2 exons. The record is from RefSeq and is a predicted model, not a curated record. Lineage: Eukaryota; Fungi; Ascomycota; Sordariomycetes; Hypocreales; Cordycipitaceae. Gene Ontology annotation, biological process: RNA processing. Bases 1 to 819 code for a protein of 272 amino acids.